This is a messenger RNA of Megalops cyprinoides (Indo-Pacific tarpon), 4121 nucleotides long. Its product is annotated as cell adhesion molecule-related/down-regulated by oncogenes-like. Gene Ontology annotation, molecular function: protein binding. Gene Ontology annotation, cellular component: axon; plasma membrane. Gene Ontology annotation, biological process: axon guidance; cell-cell adhesion; nervous system development. NCBI's taxonomy places the organism in Eukaryota, Metazoa, Chordata, Actinopteri, Elopiformes, Megalopidae. The record is from RefSeq and is a predicted model, not a curated record. The transcript is spliced from 20 exons. The coding region runs from base 377 to 4060 and encodes 1227 amino acids.
UACGCGCUGCUGCCUUGAUUUGCUGAGCAAUUCGAUACUUCAAGUGUAUGUGUGUGUGAAAGAGGGAGAGAGGCAGACUUCUCAGACAGACACUGGUAUGACUUAGGGACGUGCGCCCGAAUGUUAGAAGUACUUAUUUAACCGCUGCACUCUCAGUCACCGCAUAGUUUUAACUACUCACAGGCGAGUAGAAUACAAGUUACAUCAUUUUCUUGCACUUUACUCCCGUAUGUAAUGGAGGGACCCGUUCGGAUUUUCCACCACAAGAAUGCGUUUUUCCCUCAGUUCGCCCGGCUGGCUGCAGUUCCAGCCGUGCUGUGAGAGAGGUGUGUGUGGGCGGAGGGGGUGUGUGCGGGUGCAGGGGUGAAGGUGCACCAUGGAUAUCGGUUGGAGGGUCCUGUCCACUGUCCUAUGCCUCAGCCAGGUCUUGUUAGUCGGCUGCUUAGCUGUGCCCCUGUCCUUCCUCCUCGAGCCCCGCUCUACCGUACAGCGGUUUGGCGGCACAGUCCACCUGGGUUGCGCAGUGCAGAACCCCUCCGUGCGGUUGUCCUGGCGCUUCAUGGGGCUGCCCCUGGACCCGGCUGCGGUGCCUGGCGUGGAGGUGAAGCCCGGCUCGCUCACCCUGACCUCUUUGCAGUCCAGCCAGGCGGGGCAGUACCAGUGCGUGGCCCACUGGGAGGCAGGGGCCGUCGCCAGCCGCAUCGCCCAGGUCACCAUCGCAGAGAUUUCAGAGUUUGGUGAGACACAGCGACGCUCGCUGGCAGUGGAGGAGGGUGGCACGGCGCUGAUCGAGUGCUGGCUGCCGCACAGCGACCCCCCCGCCCUGCCGCGGUUUCGGGUGCGAGGGGAGUGGCUGGAGAAGUCCACAGAUAAAUAUUUAAUCCUUCCAUCUGGGAACCUUCAGAUUGUGUCAGUGUCCCCCCAGAACCAGGGGACGUAUAAAUGCGGCGCAUACAACCCCAUCACCCGGGAGAACAGGGUGGAGGCCCAUGGCACUAGAGUGACCGUCAAACGUUCAGAUGGUCCCUCCCCGGUCCGGAUUUUGUUUCCUGUUGUCCCCCAGAACCUCAGUGUGGUUGAGUCCGAGUCCCUCACUUUGGAGUGUGUUCUGGCGGGACGUCCCCACCCCACUGCCCGCUGGACUAAGGAUGGACAGGAAGUGGAGCUGGGAUCUAGUCACAAACUGGUACACAACAACCUCCAGCUGACUUCGGUGAAGAAGAGCGACGCAGGGAACUACCAGUGUUCGGCCCAGACAGAGAGUGGUGCCGUGGUCAGUGCAAACUACACCGUGAAUGUGCUUGAACCUGCCUCAGAGCUGCGUGGCUUGUCAGAUCAGUCCGUGGCCUCUGGCUCCUCCGUCCGCUUUGUCUGCAUAGCUAAGGGGAACCCUGCCCCCAACAUCACCUGGCUGUUCAACGCCAACCCAGUCACCCCUUCCAGCCGCCACCGAAUCUCUGGCUCCUCCCUCCGCAUUUUCUCCGUGACGCCACAGGAUCAGGGUGUGUACCAGUGCCUGCUGGACAGCGGGAUUUGGUCAGCUGGUACACUCACUGUCCAGUCAGGCUCGAUCUCCAAACCGGUAAUUCUGUCCCCACCUUUAAGUGGCAGUUUUCAGGAGGGGGACGAUGUCUCUCUGUCCUGCAAUGCCAGUGGCCAUCCCCUGCCCAUCAUCCGCUGGUACAACGAUGCUGGCCCCAUUGCCACGCAUCCUGCCCGCCUGCUCCAGCCCCCGCAGGCCGCAGCCAGGGCCCCUGGUGAUAGCCCUCCCCAUCUCACUAUGUCUCGACCGGGAAGCAGUUCGCUAUACAUCCAGUCCGUCACUCUGGCCCACGCCGGGAAGUACAUUUGCGAAGCCUCCAACGAACUGGGCUCUGUGCAGGCAGAAGCCUUUCUCACUGUUGAAGCCCUGGAGAGCACCACAGUGGGCAUUACUAUGGACGUGGCACCCUCAGUCCACCCAAUCCAGAGCGAUGAGGGGGAGGAACCAUUUUUAGCAGAGGGGGAGCCAGGAGAUGACCAGGCCACGCCCACUGAGAGGACAAGUGACCUGCCCACCCCAGAGGCGCCAAUCAUCACCAGCCCACCACAGACACACAAACCUGAUGUGUAUGACCUGGAGUGGAGGCCGGGGAGAGACUGGGGAAGCCCCAUCAGCGCCUACUUUGUCAAGUACCGCAAGCUGGACGACUCGGGCAGCCUGGUGGGCGGCUGGCACACGGUGCGCGUUCCGGGGAGCGAGAAGACGCUGCGCCUGUCGGAGCUGGAGCCCUCCAGCCUCUACGAGGUCCUGAUGGUGGCCCGCAGCGCGGCCGGGGACGGCCAGCCCGCCAUGCUCACCUUCCGCACCGGCAAGGAGAGGGUUACCUCCUCCAGCAAGAAUCCCUCCAAGGCCCCGUUUCUGUCCCUGCCUGAGAAGGUGCCGGAAUAUGAGAGCUCCAACACACACUUUGGGGUGGUCAUACACGACAGGGUGCCCGAGGCCCCAGACCGGCCCACCAUUUCCAUGGCCUCUGAGAGCUCGGUGUACGUCACAUGGAUUCCCCGGGCCAAUGGGGGCUCUCCCAUCACCGCCUUCCGUGUGGAGUACCGGCGGCAGGGGCGCAGUGCCGAAUGGGUGACCGCUGCCGACAACAUUUCCCCCCUCAAGCUGUCUGUGGAGGUGCGCAACCUAGAGCCAGGAUCCACAUAUCGGUUCCGUGUCAUCGCCAUGAAUAUGUACGGAGAGAGUCCCCACAGCUCCCCCUCCAGGCCAUACCAGGUGUCUGCGGUCAGCCCGCCCUUCUCCAGCCGCCCGGUGGCCGGCCCCCACAUCGAUUCCACGGACGCAGUCAGUGACACGCAGAUCAUGCUGCGCUGGACUUACACUCCCUCCAGUAACAACAACACUCCCAUCCAGGGAUUCUACAUCUACUACAGACCCACAGACAGUGACAAUGACAGCGACUACAAGAGGGAUGUGGUGGAAGGCCUCAAGCAGUGGCACCUUAUUGGCCAGCUCCAGCCAGAGACCUCCUAUGACAUCAAGAUGCAGUGUUUCAACGAUGGAGGGGAGAGCGAGUACAGCAACGUCAUGAUCUGUGAGACCAAAGCUCGCCUCCCCCCGGGGGUACCCCCUCAGCACCCAGUCACGCCCCCCGGGCCGUACCCCCCUGAGCCUCCCACCGCCCCGGGGGGCCUGCUGUACCUCAUUGUGGGCAGCGUGCUGGGGGUGAUGGUGCUCAUCCUGCUGGUCUUCAUCGCUAUGUGUCUGUGGAGGAACCGGCAGCAGAGCGGCCUGCACAAGUACGACCCGCCGGGUUACCUGUACCAGCCUGCAGAGAUGAACGGGCACGUGCUGGAGUACACCGGCCGCAUGAACGGCAGCGUCCACGGCGGCUACGGCCACGGCGGCCCCAUGGCGCCCCCUGGCUGCCCCCACCUGCACCACAAGCUGCCCAACGGCCUGGCGCUGCUCAAUGGCACGGGGCCGCUCUACCCCUCUGCCCACCCCCAUGGCCACGAUGGCCCCCUGCCCCACGGCACCCUGGAGUACGAGCACUCCCACCCCCACCACCAUCACAAUGGAGGUGGAAUGUACACUGCAUUGCCCCAAUCAGAUCCCUCCGACUGUAUGAGCUGCCAGAACUUCUGCAACAAUAACAGGUGUUUCACAAAGGCCAACGCCACCUUCUCGAACGGCAGCCUUCCCAUGAUGCACCGCGUGGCGCCCUGCCAGCAGGACGGGUUAGAGAUGAUGCCUCUGGGUCAUGUGACCCCGCGCUGCCACACCCCCAGCGUCCAGCAGUACCCCGGGGACGAGGCUGACAAGGCCGAGGAGGAGUCAGUGGAGGAAAAAACCCCAUCCCUUUCUCAACUUCCCUGCUGUCAGGCAGGGGAAUGCCAGCACUGCCCUUCAGAGGAACAAGGCAAGGAGCCACAGCAGGAGGAGUCGGAAGGGCCCGUGUCCCGCUGGGAGUGCCUGAGUCUGUCUGAACUGGACUGUAACGACAAGACAGGCUGGGACUCCACCAGCAGCCUCACGGGGGACAUCAUACAGCCACCGCUGCAGGAGACCUGAGCACACACAUGUGCAGAAGUGUACACACACAUGCACACACAUACACACACACACGUGCAUA